Messenger RNA from Drosophila santomea, 581 nucleotides. RefSeq lists its product as uncharacterized. Bases 20 to 556 code for a protein of 178 amino acids. Lineage: Eukaryota; Metazoa; Arthropoda; Insecta; Diptera; Drosophilidae. The record is from RefSeq and is a predicted model, not a curated record. The transcript has 4 exons.
UUCGUAGCUGCGGUCGAAAAUGAUUUCUCCUGUUCGCCUAGUUCAACUGAGUAUUAUGUUGUUUUCGAUUCAUAUAGCUAUAUGCAAACUGGAGUUUACCAACAUUAAGUGCAAAACUUUCGAUCCAGAGUUUGCCGUCUUUGACUAUUGCUUUCUAAAAUCAAUUAAUCGUACAUACAAAUACCUUUCCAUAAAAGUGAAAUUGCUAAAGACACCCAUUGCCAAAAUAAAGGUCAAUAUAGCAUCAUUCCAGAGACUAAAUGGCUAUAAACCCUUUCUGUAUAACGUUACAGUAGAUGGCUGCAGGUUUAUUAACAACAAAAAAUCGAAUCCUGUUAUGUCUUACUUUUUCAACUUCUUUCAAGAUUUCUCCAACAUAAAUCAUUCCUGCCCCUACGACCACGAUGUCAUUUUGGAUAAAAUUCCUGUAUCUCAUAUAAAUACGCAAGUAACCGACGUUCUUCCAGUUCCUCAUGGGGAUUACCUAUUCCACUCGAACUGGAUUGCUUACGAUAUUAAACGUGCUACUGUCGACGUAUAUAUGACACUAAACUAACCUAAAGAGGGUUAUUCAAAAGCGU